Molecule: messenger RNA, 3533 nt
Organism: Astyanax mexicanus (Mexican tetra)
Lineage: Eukaryota; Metazoa; Chordata; Actinopteri; Characiformes; Acestrorhamphidae
Product: GDP-L-fucose synthase
Exons: 11
Coding region: 234-1202 (322 amino acids)
Biological process (GO): nucleotide-sugar biosynthetic process
Molecular function (GO): GDP-L-fucose synthase activity
Source: RefSeq, a predicted model, not a curated record
CAGUAGCGGAUACUCUGUAAAAGAGCAGGACGCCCUGAGCGCCACUCACGAGUCUCCUGUAGGGGAAUCAGACGGAGGUAUCUGGCAACCAAACACCAGCGUUCACUGUACUCCACCAGUCUUCGUCUCCUCCACAGAGAUCAUCACACCGGACAUAAAGGAAAGACGUCACUGUGAUGUGCACCGGUGUGAGAUGUAAGGAAAAAACAGAGGACUGAAUUACUGAAUCUUGUAUGGCAGGAAAAACUGGGUCCAUGCGUGUGAUGGUGACAGGUGGGAGUGGUCUGGUGGGAAAAGCGAUAGAGCAUGUGCUGAAGGAGGAAGGAGGAGCAAGAGAAGAGGAGGAAUGGAUUUGUCUGUCCUCCAAAGAUGCAAACCUAAUUGAUGUAGCCGAAACAACAGCUCUGUUCCAGAAACACCGUCCCACACACGUCAUUCAUCUAGCAGCCAUGGUGGGGGGGCUCUUUAAAAACAUGAGACAGAACCUGGACUUUUGGAGAAACAACAUGUACAUCAAUGACAAUGUGCUACAAGCAGCUCAUGAUUUUGAUGUGGUAAAAGUCGUAUCCUGUUUGUCCACUUGCAUCUUUCCAGACAAAACCACAUACCCCAUUAAUGAGACCAUGAUUCACAAUGGUCCUCCUCAUGAAUCUAACUUCGGUUAUGCGUAUGCAAAGCGAAUGAUUGAUGUCCACAACAGAGCAUAUUUUACACAGUAUGGUCGGCGAUACACAUCUGUUAUCCCUACAAACGUGUUUGGGCCACACGACAACUUCAACAUAGAGGAUGGUCAUGUACUGCCUGGACUUAUACACAAGACCUACAUAGCAAAGAAGGAGGGAACAAGUCUGCAGGUGUGGGGUUCUGGUCGCCCCCGGAGACAAUUUAUCUAUUCCUUGGAUCUAGCUCGUCUCAUUCUGUGGGUUCUUAGGGAAUACAAUGAGGUGGAUCCCAUCAUAUUGUCAGUUGGCGAGGAGGAUGAGGUGUCCAUUAAAGAAGCAGCAGAUGCAGUUGUUGAAGCUUUGGAGUUCAAAGGAGAAGUGGUUUAUGACACAAGCAAAGCUGAUGGUCAGUUUAAGAAAACUGCCAGCAAUGCUAAACUCUGCAAGUACCUUCCUGAUUUCACCUUCACACCAUUCCACAAAGCCAUCAAGGAGACAUGUGACUGGUUUGUGGCCAACUACAACACCGCUCGCAAAUGAGGAUGGUGCUAGCUGUCUUACAGCAGGAUGAUGAUAAGUUACAGCACAAAUGUUGGACUUAUUGCACUGUGAAACAGCCACCAAUACUUGAGUAAAGUAUUGAAUAAAUAGCUUAAAAUGCUAUAAUGGAAAAAGCCUUAAAGGUACAAAGCGGGGAGUUUUUGCUGUUCAAUUAGGAGAUCAUUAUACACUUGCUGGAAUUAUCACAAAUGAUGGACAUUCAACUUCCAUUUAUGAUUCUGACAGGAAAACUAUUUUUCUCUCUCUAUUAGACAUAAAUAGUAGUUUAUGAAGUAAAAAGUGUUAUUUGAUUGGCUUAUGUGUCUUUUGUUAAGAAUAUAUAACAAACCAUGUUUAUUUUCUUUGUUAAAUUACAAGUUCAGACAUUUCCUUUUGUAUGUUACAUAAUGUUAUAUUUUUAACUGUUGUUCUUUUUAACCUUACAUCUGCUUUUAAACUGGUUCUCAUAGAUGGUUGUGUGUUUAUAUGAAGACUUUAAUGUUAAACAUAUUUGUUACUAUAAUAAGUACUAUAAUUUAUGUUGGGUGAAUAGUUUAACUAAUGAGCCUUUGUGUGAGACCUUUCUUUAUUCUGAAACUUUACAGUAUGAGAUACUUUUCUGUAAAAAUAUUAAGCCUUUUUAAAUGCUUAUUAGUAAUACAGAUACUUGCCAAAAAGUAAUGUGUGUUUUCAUUCUACAUUCCUUCUGUUAGCAGUGUGCAUCAUUUAUAGUUUUUUUGAUUAUUGUUAUUUUUUUCUCUCUAAAUCAUGUUCUUUUAGAUUCUUAAUUAGAAUUAAAGAUAAACUUUUUCCUUCAGAACACAUGGUAACCUGUUAGAGGUCUAUAUUUCAGUUUAGUUAAGCAAUCCUGGCCAGUUAGAUAAAAACUAGUUUUUUGACACCUUCAACAUUUCAAUGAAUAAUACAUAACAUGUUGAGAUGAAAUCUAGAUACUGAAAACGAGAGCUGUGGUCUAAGAUUUACAUACACUUUAAAUAUUACUUUAUUAGUAUUGAUAUUUCCUAAAUGUCUUUAUUUGUACUUGUCUGUCCUUACUUAACUGACACUAACUGGUACCUUUUCUACACUGACAAAUAGUUUGUAAAUAGAUUCUGAGCUGAAGUACACAGCAACAGAUCCAGGAUUUUACUUGACAGUACUAUUCUGAAGAAUACACAUACAUUUCCCCAUGUUUGUCACGCCUUAAAUGUUCCAGAUCUUUAAACAAGUUUAAAUGUUCGUUAAAGACAACACAAGUAAACACACAAUGCAGUUUUUAAAUGAAGGUUUUCAUUAUUAAGAAAAAAAUCCAAACCAUGUGUGAAAAAGUAGCGUAACUGAUUUAUCACACCUAAGUUCAGUUUCUCUAGUCACAUCCAUGCCCGAUUAUUGCCACACCUGUUCUCAAUCAAAAAAAUCAGUUAAAUAGGACCCGCCUGAAAAAGCGAAUCAAACCAAAAGAUACUCAAAAGCUCGACAUCAUGCCGAGAUCCAAAGUGAUUCAGAAACAAAGAGAAAAAAGUCUGGAAAAAAUUAUAAAACUAUUUAUAGAUUUUGGCAAUACAGCAAACCCCAAUAUAAAUCAUGAUCAAUUAAGAAAUACAGUAGACUGGAAAAAAAGUGUCAAUACGAAAACCACUGCUGAGCAAAAAGAACAUUAAGUCUCAAUUUUGAAAACAUCUUGAUGAUCCCAAGGACUUUUGGGAAAAAUACUCUGUGGACUGACAAGACAAAAGUUUAACUUUUUGGAAAGUGUGUGUCACAUUAUAUCUGGUGUAAAAUUAACACAACAUUUGAGAAAAAAAGAUUAUCAUACCUACAGUAAAACAUGGCGGUGGCAGUGUGAUGGUCUGGGGUUGCUUUGCUGCGUCAGGGCCUGGAAGAUUGCUGUGAUAAAUGAAACGAUGAAUUCCACUGUCUACCAAAAAGUCCUAAAGUAGAAUGUCUGGCCAUCUGUUCGUGACCUCUGAAAGCUGAAACAAACUUGGGUUCUGCAGCAGGACAAUGAUUCAAAACACACCAAGUCCAACCUCUGAAUGGCUGAAGAAAAACAAACUGAAGACUUUGGAGUGGCCUAGUCUAAGUCCUGACCUGAAUCCUAUUGAGAUGCUGUGGCAGAAGUAUAAAAAAGGCAAUUGAUGCUGGAAAAUCCUCCAAUUCCCCCACAGUGCUGUGAAAAACUGUAAGGUGUAAGUUACUGCAAACACUUGAUUGCUGCUGUUAAGGGCAGUCCAAUCAGUUAUUAAGUUUAGAGGGCAAACACUUUUUCACACAGGACCAUGUAGGUUUGGAUUUUUUCUCACUUAAUAAUAAAAACAUUCAUUUAAAAUG